This is a messenger RNA of Daldinia vernicosa, 978 nucleotides long. RefSeq lists its product as uncharacterized. NCBI's taxonomy places the organism in Eukaryota, Fungi, Ascomycota, Sordariomycetes, Xylariales, Hypoxylaceae. The transcript is spliced from 2 exons. The record is from RefSeq and is a predicted model, not a curated record. The annotation marks the transcript as partial.
GCCACUAACAACGAUUAUUCAUCCGAAUAGUCCAAGAUGUAUUCUCACAACGAGACUGUUAAUGCCGUUCUGCGGCUCUACCAGGAAAUUAUCCGCCACCCGUAUUUAAAUGAUAGCACACUUAGUCUACCCCCUCCAAACGGUUGGCGUUCUGUUAACAUCCAUGGAAAAACCAAACCCGUCCUUGAUCUACUCCGUCAUCUCCCAUAUCUCUGCUCAGAGAAGCCGUACGAGCAACUCCUUAUUUACUGGGAAACAAUUCCUAUAUGUUAUAUAGAUGAACAAAGCUACCCCGAAAUCUACCCCCUCCCGGCUCACUGUGUCUAUCUUGCCCAUAGCGUCGACAGAGAGGGCACGUCUUUGAUUCUCGACACUAACGAAGGUACCAUAACUGAGUUCUGUCACACUGGGUCCUACAUUACAGUCUCCGAAGAAGAAUACGAUGCGCUACCUGAGAGAGAUAAAUGGAAAGCCCAUCGCACGUCGCCUAUUAAGACCUUUUUAGACGCUUGGACGCGACGAUAUGAGAAAUUAGUAUGGAUGUUAGUACCAAAUCCAAUCGGUCAGCCAACCACGGGGAGGUUCUAUAGCCGCGGUGAUACGAGUGCCGAGCAAGAUAAACUAGCUUUCGAAGAGCAAUUGAAACCGUGGCAUCUUCAAGAUGACGCUAGCCACCCGGACGUUAGGAACGAGCUUGAUAAGUCCCAAUACGAAGCGCAGAGGGAUAUGAGAAAACAUGUAGCAGAUGUAUAUAAUACGUAUCUCCGCCACGGAUGGCCUGAUCGCUUCGACAAAGAUCGGUGUCGUAGCGAAUUGUUACAAUUGGAGAAGUCGAAAGACGCGGAAGACAAGCAAAAAAUGGACGAGAUGAAUCCAGAUGCGCAUCUUUUUGAUUGAGGGAUCAUACCUCGGGAAUCAGUACCUAAAGCUAAAGCUCAUUGCCUCAUUGCCUUAUUGCAGGAAGCAGAUAUGCACAGA